Messenger RNA from Parnassius mnemosyne (clouded apollo), 846 nucleotides. The record is from the annotation of a GenBank genome assembly. NCBI's taxonomy places the organism in Eukaryota, Metazoa, Arthropoda, Insecta, Lepidoptera, Papilionidae.
AUGAGCACAAACAACAAGAGGCGCGGAGCUAGCGGUGCCAGUUGUUUUGUACCUGGAGUGCCCGCCCUAGUAAACGUACCGACAGCCAUGUCCGCCGAUCUUGCCUCUUUAUUUGAGUGCCCCGUUUGUUUCGACUAUGUCCUUCCUCCGAUUCUGCAGUGCCAGAGCGGGCACCUGGUGUGCUCGAGCUGUCGACCUAAACUAUCGUGCUGUCCCACCUGUCGCGGACCUCUCGGUAAUAUACGCAACUUGGCAAUGGAAAAAGUUGCCAGCAAUGUUAUGUUUCCAUGUAAACACUCCAACACCGGCUGCACUGUCACACUUGUGCAUACUGAGAAAGCAGAACACGAAGAAGCCUGCGAAUUUAGACCUUACUCUUGCCCUUGUCCUGGUGCAUCAUGUAAAUGGCAGGGAGGCCUAGAUCAAGUGAUGCAACAUUUAAUGACCUCACAUAAAAGCAUCACCACACUUCAAGGUGAAGACAUAGUGUUCCUUGCAACAGAUAUAAAUCUACCUGGUGCAGUGGACUGGGUUAUGAUGCAGUCAUGUUUCAACCACCAUUUUAUGUUAGUGCUUGAGAAGCAAGAGAAGUUUGAUGGACAUCAACAGUUUUUUGCAAUCGUUCAGUUAAUAGGUUCCCGUAAAGAAGCUGAAAAUUUUGCAUAUAGAUUAGAGUUGAAUGGUCAUCGUAGAAGGCUCACUUGGGAGGCAAUGCCACGUUCCAUUCAUGAAGGAGUGUCCUCCGCCAUCAUGAACUCUGAUUGCCUUGUAUUUGAUACCUCCUUAGCGCAGUUGUUUGCUGACAAUGGGAACCUUGGAAUAAAUGUCACAAUCUCUAUUGCCUAA